Messenger RNA from Drosophila miranda, 1034 nucleotides. Its product is annotated as allergen Tab y 5.0101-like. The record is from RefSeq and is a predicted model, not a curated record. The transcript is spliced from 3 exons. Bases 12 to 902 code for a protein of 296 amino acids. NCBI's taxonomy places the organism in Eukaryota, Metazoa, Arthropoda, Insecta, Diptera, Drosophilidae.
AAUCCAGCGAUAUGUGCAUCAAAUGCUUGACAGCGUUGCUACUCGUUUUUUCAUUCCUUUGCGGACUUGGGAGUGGAAAUUAUUGCAGUCUAUCCGACUGCGGGCGGAAUAAUCUGGCCUGCGACAAUGACGGCAAAUUCAACCCAAAAUGUCUGCCCGAUACCAGAAUUGUACCCAUGAAAAUCCACCGGAAGUCCCUGUUGAGUGCCUUCAAUAAGUUCCGCAACAGUGUCGCCAGUGGGCAGAAGAAGCUCAGGCCAGCCGCCCGCAUGUCCAGUAUGAGUUGGUCCAUGGAACUGGAGUACAUGGCCAAGUUGACACUUUUGUCCUGCAGCAUGGAGAACUAUUGCCUGAGUACGAAGAAUUUCUAUUAUGUUGGGUCCAUCUUCGAUGCGCUCAAAUACGCAGGGAAGAUGGACCCGGACGAGAUUCCAGAUUAUAUAAUAAUAACAAAACUAAUCGACGGUUGGAUGGACAGGCUGGCGGAUAUCUCCUUGGGGAUGGUCAUCUCAAUGCCGGACAAACUUGGAGACAUAAAAGUCGCCAAUGCCGCUCUUCUCAUUUCGGAGGCGAAUACCCAUGUGGGUUGUAAGGGGAUGCGCUUCACCUUGAGCUACUUCCACCAUUUCGUGCUCGUCUGCGCCUUCAGCACGGAUGUCCUCAUCAACCGAAGCCUCUACAAACUGACAGCCAGGCCGGGCAGUGCCUGCAAGCGUCGGGACUCCACAUAUCCUGCGCUCUGUGCUCCCGGGGAGAUAUACCACAAUGACAGGCAGAUACCCAAUGCAACGCUCCUCAGGCCGUAUGGUAAAGCCAAGAUGCGGGAUCCGGACCAGGAGACCUUUAACAGUUACAAUUUUUACAAUUACGGCCGUACUUUAAAUUUGAAAUUCAAUCUAUGAGUAUUUGGUGGAUUACAGUUUGGGAGUGCUUUUUUCCGGCUGCCUGCUGGCUAGACAAAAGGACACGCCCCAAAAAGAGGGGACAAGCGGGAGAGUGCAGGAAACAUAGCCCAAUAAAAUCAGCGCACAAAA